Dreissena polymorpha is the source of this 890-nucleotide messenger RNA. RefSeq lists its product as uncharacterized. NCBI's taxonomy places the organism in Eukaryota, Metazoa, Mollusca, Bivalvia, Myida, Dreissenidae. The record is from RefSeq and is a predicted model, not a curated record. The coding region runs from base 537 to 890 and encodes 117 amino acids. The transcript is spliced from 3 exons.
CAUAAGAAUUGGCGUUUUUUUAUACUUCUUAGUUUAUUGGAUGCGUGGUGCCACGCGAGAAACAUCGCUAAUUGAACGUAUCAUAAAUUUGCCUCUCGUCUUGCAAUACCGUUUACUAAACAUCUGCCUGAAAAUACUGGGGUCACAGAUCGAAUUACUGUUGUAGAAUUACUUAUUGCAACAGCACGUCACAAGUCGAUGCGAUGGAGAUUAAAUAUGUACUUCACAUGGUUUUUCCUACUCAUUGUGUUUUCUCUGACAGGAUAUUAACCACACAUUUUGUUCGAGCUUAUAUGAUAACGUGCGAUCGAAUUAUAACCAAUAUAAGGGGUUUCAAGUCAGCACGAAUGAAUCAGCAAGGCGUUGCUUCGUGCAUUUAAUAAAUACUUCAAUUUAAUGAAUAUUGCUGAAAAUUGCUUUAAACCUCUAAUUGGUUUGAGCCACUUUAUGGAAAUUAGACAAUCGAUUCCAACAUAGGGAAAGAACGUCGACUAAUAAUGCAUAUAACGUAAUGCUUGGACUAACACCAUUGCGGCAUGGACGAUGGGGACAUAGUACCUAUCAUAAAUAGGGCGCAAGGGGCGUGUUACGAGAAUCCGUUGUUUGACGACGAUGGGACAUUGGGAGCUGAGACGCAUACAACAAUUCACAAACACCCUGAUGGGUUCACAGGAAAGCCGUACGACUUAAAUAAUGGCGGCGCACAGACCUCCGUUCAUUACAGACAAUCACAACCGAGAAGAAAGUUGCUGUAUUGUGCUGGUUUUAUAAUUGCGUUUUUAGCAAUUGUGGCCAUUAUAGUUGCAAUCGUUAUUAGUCAAAGAAAUUCAGACAAUGGCAGUGAUUCAAACAAGGUAUCCACAGGGGCGUCAACAGAUAACGCAAUCUAA